AUGGCGGAAAAUGGCGAAGCACGGGCGAUCGGGAUAGAUCAGGGGACGACGUAUUCAUGCGCCGCAGUUUGGCAGUACGGCCACGUUGAGAUUAUACUGAAUGAUUGGGGCAACCGCACCACGCCCUCUUACGUCUCCUUCACCCGCACGGAGCGUCUCUUCGGUGACGCCGCUAAAGAUCAACUCGCCCUUAAUCCUGCUAACACAGUUUUCGAUGCAAAGAGGCUGAUUGGCCAGAAAUUCAGUGACCCAAUGGUUGAGAGUGACAUGAAACUCUGGCCAUUCAAAGUCAUUCCUCACCCUAAUAACAACAAGCCUAUGAUACAAGUCUCCUACAAAGGAGAGGAGAGACAAUUUUCAGCUGAGGAGAUCUCUUCGAUGGUGCUCUCUAAAAUGAAGGAUGUCGCCGAGGCUUAUCUUGGAUCAUCUGUCAAGAAUGUUGUUGUCACCGUACCAGAUAAAUUCAUUCUUUUCUUUAAACUCUUUCAACCCAAUUCCAAACCACUAUCAAAACUCUUCGUCCGACAAUGGGAGAGAAUUCGUUAA
Salvia splendens (bonfire salvia) is the source of this 546-nucleotide messenger RNA. RefSeq names its product heat shock cognate 70 kDa protein. The record is from RefSeq and is a predicted model, not a curated record. Lineage: Eukaryota; Viridiplantae; Streptophyta; Magnoliopsida; Lamiales; Lamiaceae. Gene Ontology annotation, molecular function: ATP-dependent protein folding chaperone; ATP binding. The coding region runs from base 1 to 546 and encodes 181 amino acids. The transcript has 2 exons.